AUGACAACGACAAGGAAGAGAGCUGCAAUCUCAUUCACUGGAGGAAAGGACUGCACCCUCGCCAUGGCCAUGACAAAGAAAACCCACGACGUUGUCCUCCUCGUCACCUUCGGACCCAAGAACUUCAAGUCCUUCAAGGCUCACUCGCUCGAGAUCAUCCAGCUGCAGGCCAAAGCCAUGGAUGUCGAACAUAUCCUUGUCGAGAUCGGCGAGGAGGGUAAGACCCAUCUCCAAUGCUACCGUGAAGCAAUUGCCGAGAUUAAAGAGAAAUACAACCUCGAUCUCCUCGUCACCGGCGAUAUCCUGAAUGUUUGCGAUAACUUUAUGACGAGGGCAACACAGGACAUUAUCGAGCUCUCAUCCCCGAUCUGGGCCAUUGACCGACACAAGCUACUCGACACCCUGUUUGAACACAAGUUUGAGCUGUUGAUCACCUGUGCAUCGAUCAAGAAGCUCGGAGACGACGAGGACCUCGCCCGCAAGUUUGUCGGGUCCAAGUUGACACCAGAGUUCCUGGAAGAGACUCUUAAGCCACAGGAGAAGACGGUGGAUCUAGGAGGGGAGCUAGGCGAGUUCCAUACGAUGGUGCUGACUGUUCCUGAGCUGUACAAUGGACAGCGGAUCGAGUAUGAGGGUGUUCAGAUUGUGGAGGGCGAGUACAUGUACAUGGACUUUAGCAGCGUCCGGUUGGUCCCCGUCUAG
Linnemannia hyalina is the source of this 702-nucleotide messenger RNA. The record is from the annotation of a GenBank genome assembly. NCBI's taxonomy places the organism in Eukaryota, Fungi, Mortierellomycota, Mortierellomycetes, Mortierellales, Mortierellaceae.